AUGUCCAUAUUCUUCUUCGGUUACGAUCAGGGAAUGAUGGGUGGUGUCAAUCAAAGCCCAGACUAUAUCAACCUCAUGAAGUUCGGUUAUGUCGACGAUGCAGGCGUUCCUGUUGUCACAGAUACCCUUUUACAGGGGGGGAUAAUGGCGGUUUUCUACCUCGGAACGCUCGUUGGCUGUCUGUUCGGCGGCUACUUCGGUGACAAAUACGGAAGAAUCAACACUAUCGGUCUAGGUGCUGCCUGGGGAAUUUUUGGAGCUGCUCUCCAAUGCUCCGCAAUGAACUCCAACUGGAUGAUCGGCGCCAGGCUUGUCAACGGUAUCGGCACAGGUAUCUUGAAUGGAAUUGUUCCGGCUUGGGCAUCGGAGCUGUCUGACUAUACUACUCGUGGAACAUUCAUCGCCAUGGAGUUUACUCUCAAUAUUUUCGGUGUUGUCGUCGCAUAUUGGUUAGCAUAUGGAGUUAGUUUCAUUGAUGGUGGAGAGUCAGCAUUCCGUUGGCGUUUUCCGAUUGCCUUUCAGAUAAUCCCACUUCUGUGUCUCCUUGCUACUUGCUGGGCAUUUCCAGAAUCUCCUCGCUGGUUGUCUAAAGUCGGAAGGAACGAAGAGGCCCUCUACAUUCUCCAGAGACUCCGAGGCACGGAGGGGACAGACGCCGGUGUCGCCGAAGCCGAACUUAAUUCCAUUAAAUCCGUCAUCGAACUCGAACAACACGCCGAAGGUACCACUUAUAUCCAGAUGUUUUUCGGUCUCAAAGAUGGCAAGCUACAUACAGCCCGUCGCGUUCAGUUGGUCAUCUGGCUGCAAAUCAUUCAAUGUUGGACUGGUAUCGCCGGUGUUACCAUGUAUGGGCCGACUAUCUUCCAUAUCGCUGGUUUUGGGCCCGAGAAGUCGCAGUGGAUAUCCGGCCUGAACAAUAUAUUCUACAUGUUCUCAACACUUAUCUGUGUUUUCACGAUUGACCGCAUCGGGCGCCGCUGGACUCUGUAUUGGGGCUCCGUGGGACAAGGCAUUGCUAUGUUCCUAGUUGGUGGCCUUUCUAGAGGUGGAUUGGACGCAAGAAACGCUGGAAAUAUCAACAAUGCAAACCAGUGGGGUGCUGCAGCGGCGACUAUGAUCUAUGUAUAUACUUUUAUUUUUGGAGCAACUUGGCUGACGGUGCCUUGGCUGUAUCCUGCCGAAAUCUUUCCUCUUCAGGUUCGUGCUAAAGGAAACGCAUGGGGUGUUGUGGGAUGGUCGAUUGGAAAUGCCACACUCACUUUAGUCCUUCCAUAUAUCGUCAAUGCGAUUAACGAAAAGAUGUUUUACAUUUUUGGAGUUGUCAAUGCUCUCAGUAUUCCUAUUGUUUGGGCACUAUAUCCAGAAUCAAACCAGCGAACGCUUGAGGAGAUGGAUCUUUUGUUUGCUGCUGACGCGCCUUGGACCUGGUCUGCUGAGAAGAAAUUCAAAGAGCUUAAGGAGGAGCGUGACGCAGCAGGUCUGGAUGGUGAUUUUGAGGCGAAAGCUGCACACCCAGCGAGCCAUGUUGAAGAUAAUAAGGUGUGA
Messenger RNA from Pseudogymnoascus verrucosus, 1545 nucleotides. RefSeq lists its product as uncharacterized. Gene Ontology annotation, molecular function: carbohydrate:proton symporter activity. The record is from RefSeq and is a predicted model, not a curated record. The transcript has 4 exons. NCBI's taxonomy places the organism in Eukaryota, Fungi, Ascomycota, Leotiomycetes, Thelebolales, Thelebolaceae. The coding region runs from base 1 to 1545 and encodes 514 amino acids. Gene Ontology annotation, cellular component: membrane. Gene Ontology annotation, biological process: carbohydrate transport; transmembrane transport.